Xenopus laevis (African clawed frog) is the source of this 3578-nucleotide messenger RNA. RefSeq names its product solute carrier family 44 (choline transporter), member 2 S homeolog (gene slc44a2.S). NCBI's taxonomy places the organism in Eukaryota, Metazoa, Chordata, Amphibia, Anura, Pipidae. Gene Ontology annotation, molecular function: transmembrane transporter activity. Gene Ontology annotation, cellular component: mitochondrial outer membrane; plasma membrane; membrane. Gene Ontology annotation, biological process: transmembrane transport. Bases 172 to 2322 code for a protein of 716 amino acids. The record is from RefSeq and is a predicted model, not a curated record. The transcript has 22 exons.
AGGCUGAUGAGGAGAAGAGCCGUAACAGUUUAGGGCAGCAGCAGCAGACAAGGGGCAUCUGGAGCAUCAAUCCUGAUUUAACCCAUGUGAGCCGGGAUUUCAGCUGCAUCACUGGUUCCUGGGAGGAGACUGUCACAUCUGAAUUAGCAAAGGAAUUUGUCAGAGAGGGACAUGGAGGAGGAGGAUGGGAAGAGCCCUCCAGAUUCAGCCUAUGGGGAGCCAAAGAAAUAUGAUCCAAAUUUCAAGGGCCCAAUCCAGAACAGGGGCUGUACGGAUAUCCUGUGCUGCAUUCUCAUAGUACUGGGCAUCAUCGCGUAUGUGGCUGUUGGCAUUGUAGCCUGGACAUAUGGAGACCCCCGCAAGGUUAUUUACCCAACUGACAGCAAGGGCCAGUUCUGUGGCCAAGUUGGGACCCCCAACGAGAAAAAACCUUUUCUGUUUUAUUUUAACAUCAUGAAAUGUGCCAGCCCCCUUGUCCUGCUUCAGUUCCAGUGCCCAACUACCCAGAUAUGUGUGGAAAAGUGUCCGGACAGGUUCCUGACUUACCUCUCAGUGGCAGCGACCCAGCAAAACUUUGAUUAUUACAAACAAUUCUGCAGAGAUGGAUUCCACAAUUUCACUAAGAGCCCAGUGGAGGUGCUGAGAGACAGAGAUUGCCCGGCUAUGAUAACCCCAAGCAAACCGUUCACCAGAAGAUGUUUCCCAGCCAUUAAAACACAAAAGGGGGUCGUCAUGGUCGGGAACUCAACAACGUUUGACGACGGGAGGGGCGAUAAGCAGCGUAAUGUGACUGAUCUCGUGGAAGGAGCAAAAAAAGCCAAUGUGGUUCUAGAGGCCCGGCAAGUUGCCAUGAAGAUAUUUGAGGACUACACGGUAUCUUGGUACUGGAUAAUCAUAGGCCUGAUUAUUGCCAUGGUGGUCAGUUUGAUCUUUGUGGUUCUGCUCCGGUUCCUUGCCGGCAUCAUGGUUUGGGUGAUGAUUGUUUUAGUCAUUGCAGUAAUGGGUUACGGAAUCUUUCAUUGCUACAUGGAAUAUGCUCGGCUGAAGGGUGAGGCUGGCUCGGAUGUGACUCUGAAAGAUAUUGGGUUCCAGACUGAUAUCCGUGUUUAUUUACAUCUCAGGCAGACAUGGCUGGCAUUCAUGAUCAUCCUGUGCAUUCUGGAGGUUAUUGUGAUCCUGCUGCUCAUAUUCCUGCGGAAGAGGAUAAUGAUCGCCAUUGCACUAAUCAGGGAGGCCAGCAGGGCCGUCGGAUAUGUCAUGUCAUCCUUGGUGUUCCCUCUCUUCACAUUCCUGCUGGUGUGUCUGUGCAUCGCCUACUGGGCUAUUACAGCUGUAUUUCUGUCCACCUCUAAUGAGGCCGUGUAUAAAGUGUUUAAUGAGACCCAAUGUGAUUUCUCUGGCAACACCUGCAAUCCAGAGACCUUUAACACAACCAAUGUGACGCGCCUGUGCCCUGACGCCACCUGCCAGUUUGCAUUUUAUGGUGGUGAAACUUAUUACCACAAGUACCUCAUCAUCUUCCAGAUCUACAAUGCCUUCAUGUUCCUCUGGCUGGCCAACUUUGUCAUUGCACUAGGCCAGGUGACAUUAGCAGGGGCAUUUGCUUCCUAUUACUGGGCCUUCAAAAAACCUGAUGAUAUGCCAGCCUUCCCCAUCUUCUCCUCACUGGGGCGGGCGCUGAGGUAUCACACUGGCUCUCUGGCUUUUGGAUCUCUGAUUUUGGCUAUUGUACAAAUGAUAAGGAUCUUACUGGAAUAUUUGGACCACAAACUGAAAGGAGCCGAUAAUAAAUGUGCCCGCUUCCUCCUCUGUUGCUUGAAGUGCUGCUUCUGGUGCCUGGAGAAGUUCAUCAAGUUCCUCAAUCGCAACGCAUACAUCAUGAUAGCCAUAUAUGGCACCAACUUCUGCACGUCGGCACGGAACGCAUUCUUCCUGCUCAUGAGGAACAUUGUCCGUGUGGCCGUACUUGAUAAAGUCACAGACUUCCUGCUUUUCCUUGGGAAACUGUUGGUGGUAGGAUGCGUGGGGAUCCUUGCUUUCUUUUUCUUCACUCGUCGGAUUCAGAUUGUGCAGGACACGACUCCAACUCUGAAUUAUUACUGGGUCCCCAUCCUGACAGUGAUUUUAGGCUCCUACCUGAUUGCCCACGGGUUCUUCAGCGUCUAUGGGAUGUGUGUGGACACUCUAUUCCUGUGUUUCUGUGAAGAUUUGGAGAGGAACGAUGGUUCCUUGGAGCGACCGUAUUACAUGUCCGCAGAGCUCAGCCAAAUCCUGCUGAAAAAGGACGCGGACGCCUUAAAAUCCAGCGAGAGCCAGAGCUAAUGGAGGCGCAGUGGGUGGGGUUUAGAGACCCCCCGCUAAAUCUACAUGGGUUAAAGCUGCAGGCGUCCUCAUCAACCAAAACCUCUAUAUCUAUACCUCUUAUUCUAGAAUCUAGAGAAUGGUGUGUGUGUCAGGAAUAGGGGGCAAUAGGGCUAGAGUUCUGCGCGGAACCAAUUUAUGAGACCCAAACCCGCAUAUUCACUUUGAUCUGCUUCCCACAACUGCCAUAUCCGCAGCCCGCUGACCACCAUUAAUCAGGAAGUGCUGCUGCUGCUGCAAAACUGUAAGUGACUUUAAAAGUGGGCAGGACAGGAAAAAGUUUUGUUAAAAUUUAAAAGGAGUAAAAUAUAGACAAUAUAACAAUAUGAGAUAAGAAAUUUAGAUGAGACCCACGACCCGCAGACCUGCAUCUAUACCUGCACCAGAAAAUCCUACCCAGAUCCCGCAGCUAGGGUUGCCACCUUUUCUGGAAAAAAAUACCGGCCUUCCUAUAUAUUUAUCUUUUUUCCCUUUUAAUAACAUUGGGAUCAACCAUCAUUUAAGGCCUGUAAAAUACCGGCCAGGUGGCAAUCCUACCCGCAGGAUACCCGACCCACUGCAGGACUCUAAACAGGACUACAGGAGUGCCAGAAUAUAGCUCAGACUGUACCCUAGUAGUGUGCUGGGAAUAUGUAACAUAACACGCCGAACUAGUAGUACAAAUCCUCUUCUCUCAUGUACCGUCACAGUUCAUCAUGUAUGUAUCCUGCCAACACCCAGUGCCUUUUACUAGUUACUGCAUGACCUGCACUCACCCUAAAUCAGCCAUAUCCCCAAUUUCCCCCAUAUUCCCUCACUUCAUUCCUGCCUUCUCUUCCCUUUCCUCCGUGGUCCAGUGGAAGACUUGGAGCGGAACGACGGCUCAACAGAGAGACCGUUCUUCAUGUCGGCCAACCUGCAGAAACUGCUGAACAAAACCAACCAGACCAAGCCCGAUAAAUAGUUGCCGGUAAAACAGGACUGGAUCUCACUAGUGAUACAUGCGUAUUCUUGCUGCGUGUACUCCCUCUAAAGAACACGGGUGUAUGUAGCUAUGUACAGUGUAUAUGUAAUGUGCAUAGGCUCCACUCUGCUUUUGGAGCAGCAAUUUAUUCCUGUACGUGAAAACAACUGCCAUAUAUGUAUAUGACACGUACACCUGUUUAAAGGGAUACUGUCAUGGGAAAAAUUUUUUUUUAAAAAUUAAUCAGUUAAUAGUGCUGCUCCAGCAGAAUUCU